Sesamum indicum (sesame) is the source of this 1854-nucleotide messenger RNA. Lineage: Eukaryota; Viridiplantae; Streptophyta; Magnoliopsida; Lamiales; Pedaliaceae. The record is from RefSeq and is a predicted model, not a curated record.
AUGGCUAUCCAGAAGAAAUGGGACAGUAUCUGCCAGCAGAAUCACUUCAAUCAAACUUUUUCCAAAGGAUAUACUAACCAGUUCGGUUAUCAAUUUCCACGUGUCAUGGGGUUCCAAGCAGCUGAAGACAGGAAAGAAAAUGUGAGCUAUAACCUUAGCAACCAUUCAAAUGAGCCAUCAAAUGAACGGGGAAACAAGACCAUGUCAUCAAGUUUGUCCACUGAUUUACGACAGAGUUCUUCAUUGAAAGGUGUUAAUUCAUCAGAUAUGCUGUCGAAGGCCAAUCUGAGUAUUUUGCCGAAGUCUGGUGAAAUUCCUUCCGACUCAAAAGGAGAGCCAGGUGGUGUCAAAUCUCAUCAUUUCGAUUCUUUGAGUGCCAGCAUAAAUAAUAGUCACACUUCUCCAACUUCGGUUACUUCAGUGACUACUGAUUUAGGCUUGGGGAUUAUUUCUGCGUCUGCAAGCCGAGAACCGGAGGAUCAAUCUCGUUUGGAUCUUGUUCAGGACUUAUCUCCGGAAAACUUGGAGAAGCUCACCCCGUCCAUCUCAAACUGCCCAUCUCAAUCAUCUUCAUGUUUCUACCACGAUAGUCUUAUGCACUCUGAUGUGAAAGAUCCCAAAUCACUUUACAGAGCACUUGUAAAAAGAGUUGGUCAGCAAGAAGAAGCUAUCAGUGCUGUUGUCCAAACAAUAACUGAAUCCCAAACAAAAGGUACUGGUCUCCAUGGUAUUAGCCGUAGAAAUAUAUGGAUUAAUAUUCGAGGACCUGAUAGAUUGGGCAAGAAAAAGCUCGCUUUGGCGCUGGCUGAACUAUUGUAUGGAAGCAGAGAAGGUCUUAUCUACGUGGACCUAAGUUUCCAGGAUGAGAUGAUGCACACAGAUGCUCUAUUCAAUUCCCAAGUGACAAAUAAAUAUGACUUAACAAUGAGAGGUACUGUUGUUGACUACUUAGUAGAAAAGCUGUGUAAAAAGCCAUCCGUUGUCUUCCUUGAGAAUAUCGAUAAGGCUGAUCUUGUCGUUCAGAAUAGCUUGUCUCAGGCUGUGAAGACCGGUCGAUUAACAGACUUACGUGGAAGAGAAGUAAAUAUUAGCAAUUGUAUCUUUCUGGGAGCUACACGGUCGAUUGAAAGUAGCCCAAGUAUUUCCCCUGGCAAGGAGUCGUCUCAACACACCGAGGAAGAUGUAUUAAAUGCAAAGGGAAGUUCAAUUAAGAUGUCCAUCAGAUUCGAUCUUAAUGAUAGUCCCACUAGUGAAAACUUACAUCCUCCGGACGCCACAAGAAAAGGGCUUUCUGACCUGUUUUUAAUGAACAAAAGGAAGCUUGUUGCAGGGAGCAGAAGCAUGGACCUGCAUGGAAGUUUGGAGUCCCCAAAAAGAGCACACAAGGCACCGAAUUCCUACCUGGACUUGAACCUUCCUGCCGAAGGAAGUGAAAUAUGCAACACUUGCUCUGGUGAGUCUGACUCUGAUUCCAGUUCCGAAAAUUCCAGGUCAUGGCUAGACGAGUUUGAAGGACAAAUCCAUAAAAUCGUAGUUUUCAAGCCAUUUGAUUUCGACACACUUGCUGAGAAACUGUUCAAGAACAUGAACGAAUGUUUGCAAAACGUGGUUGGCUCUGAAUGCUCGUUGGGAAUAGAACCAAAGGUCAUGCUUCAGCUUCUUGCGGCUGCAUACUUAUUCGGAUACAAGAGGGUGGAAGAUUGGAUUCAGCACGUUCUUGGUCGGGGGUUUAUGGAAGCCAUCGGAAAGUUCAGCCUCAACGCUGGUUCCUUUGUAAAACUUGUUACAUACAAUGGCAGUCUUCCUGAAGAGCAACCUGAAGGUCUACUUCCAGCCACAAUUAUGAUGAAGUAG